Messenger RNA from Trichobilharzia regenti, 516 nucleotides. The record is from the annotation of a GenBank genome assembly. Lineage: Eukaryota; Metazoa; Platyhelminthes; Trematoda; Strigeidida; Schistosomatidae.
CUCCAAAUGCGUAUUCUUUGCCUCCGCCUUCAACGCAAAGUGAUAUUGUCACAGCUCCAAAGUACACAAUGGCUGGUCGUCAAGAUGGAUUCAUUAUUACGAAAAAUCCUGGACCAGCAGAUUAUUCCGUCGGCUCCCCUGAUGUCUAUAUGACAGGUGCACCAAAAUAUACAAUGGGAGUUGCAAUACCAGAUAGGAAAUAUGCCGACUAUCCUGGACCACUGACUUAUCGUCCUGAAAGUUGCCAGUCACAUUUACCAAAUAUACCGAAAUUCACAAUGGGAAUAAAGCAUAGUCCGUACAAAGGUGAAUUCGCUAUUAAAUACAAUGAUGAGUUCUAAGUCGGAGUACCUGCUCUAAUCUAACGCAGAAAGCGAAUUUUCAACUGAAAAUGUUUUCAGGUGAAAACAAGAAAGGCAAGAAAACGAUCAUGUUCUUCUCAAAAGCCCCAUCUUUAUUAGUUUUCAUUUUUUGUUAUCAAUCUUAAUUCUUUUAAAAGAUGUCUUUUGGUUUUUA